ACUCGAUAUAGUCAGCUGGGUUUCUUAUAUAGAAAACGAACUUGGCAUAAUUGUCAUAACUUAUUAAAUUAUAACAACUUUAUAAAAUAACUUCAACUUCGAAUCUAACUGUGGCUGGACUUUAUAUUUUUUUAUCUUAUAUUUUUUUCAACACGUGUAAGUAAUUUAGUAAAUUUAACGCAUUAAUAUAAUGAAGAUUAAUCGAAUGACUUGACCAAAGAGGUUCACAGCAGCGCAGCUCGGCACAUGGACAGCGAAAGAUGAAGCUGACCUGUUGCUGGAGCGCCACGCUGCUGCUCACCCUCGUUCCCAGCUGCUGUCAAAGCGGCAACAUCCUGGUCAUUCCCACUGAGGGAAGCCACUGGCUCAACAACGAGAUCCUCCUUAAAGCGCUGCACUCCAGAGGACACAACAUUACCAUUGCGCGUUCCAGCAAAAGCUGGUACGUCAAGGACAGCUCCCCGUACUACAGCACCUUCACAGUUCCUGUGGAAAGGAGUUUUGACAAGAAGUACACAAGAAGACUCGUAACCGAGUACAUCAAAUUUCAACGGGGGGCUUCACCUUUGGCCAGUUUUCUCCAUGUAACCAUGGGGAUGAUUGAUAAAAACGUUGAGGUUCACAGAGCUGUGAGUGAAUUUCUACCAGCCAUGUUAGACGACACGGAGUUGAUGAGGAGAUUAAACCAGAGCAAGUUCGACCUGGUUCUUACUGACCCCUGGUGGGGAAAUGGAGCUAUUGUGGCAAAAUAUCUUAAUCUUCCUCUAGUUUACAAUGUCCGCUGGUUAAAUCCUGAAGAAGCUCAUUUUGCCGUCGCUCCUUCACCCAUAUCCUAUAUUCCUGUCACCUUAUCUGGCUAUACUGAUAAAAUGAACUUUUUUCAGAGAACCAAAAACAUGAUUACAUAUCUGAUCACCCAGAUCCAGACCACCUCUGUGAGCAAACUGGUAUACCAGCCACUGUGUUCCAAAUAUCUUGGACCUGAUGCGGACUUUGAUCAGAUAAAGUCUGGCGCCGACAUCUGGCUGAUAAGAACCGAUUUUGUGUUUGACUAUCCGCGUCCCACCAUGCCUAACGUUGUGUACAUGGGAGGGUUCCACUGUACGCCUGCGAAACCGUUACCAAAGGACCUGGAGGAGUUUGUGCAGAGUUCUGGAGAGCACGGCGUCAUCAUCAUGUCUUUGGGAACUUUUGUGCCCAGCCUUCCAGACGACAUGGCAAAUAAGAUUGCAGCCUCUUUUGCCGAAUUGCCCCAGAAGGUCAUCUGGAGCUACAGCGGAAGCAAACCGUCCACUCUGGGGAAUAAUACUUUACUGGUGGACUGGAUGCCGCAAAAAGACCUUUUAGGGCAUCCAAAGGUGAAGCUGUUUGUGGCUCAUGGAGGAACCAACGGAGUCCAAGAAGCUAUCUACCACGGAGUCCCAGUGGUGGGUUUGUCCUUGUUUUUCGACCAGUAUGACAAUCUGCUCCGCCUACAAGACAGAGGGGGAGCAAAAGUUCUCACCCUGACCACGGUGGACAAAGAUGACAACUUCCUGAAAGCUGUGAAAGAAGUCCUGAAUGAGCCGUCCUACAGAGCGAACAUGCAGAGACUCUCCAGACUGCACAGAGACCAGCCAAUAGAGCCCAUAGACAAUGCCCUCUUCUGGAUAGAGUUUGUAAUGAGGAACAAAGGUGCUGCUCACCUGAAAGCACAGUCCCAUGGAAUGCCCUGGUACAUCUACCACUCUGUAGAUGUUGCUCUGUUCCUAACAGGGGCAGUGCUGCUCAUGCUUCUGACUGCUGUCAUGUUUAUCAGGUGUUUAUGUAAAUCGGCGUGCAGGGGAAAGCUAAAACGUGACUAGUGAUGCAAGAAACAUUAGAAGAACAGCAAUCUAUUCUUCUACAUUGGUUUCAGGUUGGGAUGAAGAGAAAAAUUUCACUUUUCAGUGAUAAUUCCUUUGUCAGAUUUUGCGUUCACCAAUAUUUAAUGAUUUGAAACUACUACUUUUAACAUCACAGCUAAAUUCAUCUAAAAAACCAUAUCGUUAUUGUUAGAUUAGAAUUCUUUUAUUUUCUUUGAGACAUUUUAGUUGGGAGUAAUGUACUUUAUUGCAGCUAUAUACUGUGUUUGUAAUGAGUACUUUUUGUGUGAAUGUUUUUUUUUAAUUGUGUUUUCAGCUACAUUUUUGUAUUUGAAUGAGUAUCUUUUUGAUUGGUGAGUGGAUGUUGCAAUUCCUCAAAGCUGGAUGGAUUCCCAGGGUUUUUUGUAGCUAAUUAUAUAGUUAAUUUUACUAUUAUUAAAUGACCAAUGACAUAAAGUUGUCCAACCAUCAAUCAUUUC
Poecilia reticulata (guppy) is the source of this 2323-nucleotide messenger RNA. Lineage: Eukaryota; Metazoa; Chordata; Actinopteri; Cyprinodontiformes; Poeciliidae. The record is from RefSeq and is a predicted model, not a curated record.